Molecule: messenger RNA, 351 nt
Organism: Enterobius vermicularis (human pinworm)
Lineage: Eukaryota; Metazoa; Nematoda; Chromadorea; Rhabditida; Oxyuridae
Source: the annotation of a GenBank genome assembly
AUGAUAAACAGAUACUACCUUAGGGAGAAUCUUGACAGAAAUUUCCCACUGGCGCAGGAGAUCAAUGAACCUAUGGCUUUUGAGUACGCUAGGGCUUAUUGUAGAGCAUGGCACAGAGGACAACUGGCUUCGUUUCUUGAUUCAGUCCAAAUAGAAACUUUUAAAACACUGAUACGUGAAGGAAUGAAAGCAUGGAUCGGGCUGUUUUACAAUGGAUCAGAUUAUGUUUUUGAUGAUGGGCGUAAAUACUGGGAAAACAGUCAGUUGAAAAGCAAAGUGGGGACGCCUGAUUAUCAAGCUUGUUUUGGUGUUGAAAAGUCAGGGAACUUAGGCGCAACGCGCAGCUCUUAA